Messenger RNA from Symbiodinium natans, 588 nucleotides. Lineage: Eukaryota; Dinophyceae; Suessiales; Symbiodiniaceae. The record is from the annotation of a GenBank genome assembly.
AUGCUCAGCCGAUCAAAGUUUCUUCGUUUGGUUCCACAUCGUUUGGCCAGGUGUCAUCGCUGGCAGCUGCUCAGGGAUGCCCGGGAUUGGGUGGUUGCCAUCAGCGCACUGGGCCGUGUAGGCUUGUGGGAACACGCUGGUCGGAUGCUGGAGGCCAUGAAAGCCGAACAGGGUGUCGCAGUACAAGCCUUCAAUGCGACAAUGUCGUCGUUGGGGAGAGCUUACAGAUGGCCAGCUGCGGUAGAAUUGUUCCAUGGUAUUCAUCGAUAUGUUCUACGACCAGAUGCUGUCACUUGCAAUACUUUACUGUCUGCCUAUGAUCGCGGGGGGCAUUGGCAACGUGCCCAGGCUUUUCUCGACGAGAUGGCCAACUAUGGAAUUCAACCGAACGUGGUUAGCUACAGCACAGUUAUGUCCAGCUGCGAACGUGGGCGGGCCUGGGAGCAAGCGUUGCAGGUAUUUUCUCGGAUGCUGCACUGCAACAUUGACGGGGACGGCGUUGUCUUCAAUGCAGCGCUUGCCGCUUGUGAUCGAGGAUCCCGCUGGCUUGAGGCAGCCGGUGCUUUGAUUGAUUUAGCACUUCGCUAA